Molecule: messenger RNA, 963 nt
Organism: Peniophora sp. CBMAI 1063
Lineage: Eukaryota; Fungi; Basidiomycota; Agaricomycetes; Russulales; Peniophoraceae
Source: the annotation of a GenBank genome assembly
AUGUCAGGGCAGGAAGACAUACGAUUGGCUCAUGAUCCUCACGAAAGCUGCGGCUCCGAUACAGAAGUUGAAGAACAGCUUGGGCUCGACGUAACUGUAGAUGGCACUCAAGACCACCAGGCGCGCCCAGCGUGGAACAGUUCGCAGGCUCACACCACAUCGCGAGCGUAUUCCACGAGCGACCCGCACCUGAGCCCUUACUAUGAGCCCGAACGGAGCCCGAAGGUGUCGUGGGCAGUGCCACACGAGGACAGUGGAUCUUCCCAGCAUGAUACCGCUACCAAUACCCCUCUCGGCACAUAUCAGGCUUAUGGAAACUCGCUGUCGACGCCUUACUCGGAACUUGAAUCAAAACCUCUGGCAUCUGCAUCGCCUGAUAAGCCCAGUACUCGCUUCUGCCACCAGUGUCGGCACAAAAGACCGGUUUCGAACCUGCUAGUUUGCGUAAGCGGACGUAAUCGUUCGAAUCGCCGACGCGCCUGCAAGCUGGCAUAUUGCAGACAUUGCAUUGAGAGAUGGUACACUGACAUCGACUUCAAUACGACAUUGACCAGCAACAACUUCAUGUGCCCUCGAUGCGAAAACAGUUGCUUGUGUACCAAUUGCACGUCCAGACGUGGAGAAGCUUACGAAGGACCUCGUCGUAAUGACAACAAGCCGAAGCCGCCACCAGGCCCAAGCAUUGUCCUCAACGCACAGGGUCUGCACCGCAGAGGGGACCAUACACAGUUAAACACUCGACUACGCACCUUGGAACCAUCAAUCGUACUCCAGAUACCUAUCGCAUUGCCACGAGCUCCUAACCCUGACGGCGAGAAUACGGGACUAUUGGGCUUCAACGGCAUUCCCCUGGGUUAUCUGCGUGUCGAUAAAGACGGUGGUUAUUACCUCGCAAGUCCUACAGAACGUUAUGAUGCGGGUCUGGAUCAUGAGAUAGAUGAGCUGGAAGGAGAUGUGGACUGA